This is a messenger RNA of Alternaria atra, 1599 nucleotides long. RefSeq lists its product as uncharacterized. NCBI's taxonomy places the organism in Eukaryota, Fungi, Ascomycota, Dothideomycetes, Pleosporales, Pleosporaceae. The coding region runs from base 1 to 1599 and encodes 532 amino acids. The record is from RefSeq and is a predicted model, not a curated record. The transcript is spliced from 2 exons. Gene Ontology annotation, molecular function: hydrolase activity, hydrolyzing O-glycosyl compounds. Gene Ontology annotation, biological process: carbohydrate metabolic process.
AUGAGCACUUUCGCCAACCCAGUUCUAUCUGGCUUCAACCCAGACCCAUCCGUCAUUCGCGUUGGCAAUGACUACUUCUGCGUCACCUCAUCAUUUGAGUACUUCCCUGGGGCGCCCAUUUACCACAGCAAGGACCUCAUCAAAUGGAGACUGAUCGGUCAUGCACUCACGCGCAAGUCCCAACUCGAUAUCAGGACUCCUGAGCCAGGAGGUGGUGUCUGGGCAACGACCAUCCGUUACCACAAGGGUACCUUCUACAUAAUCACCAACUCUUUUGAUCGAUACAGGCCGCAGAGUGACGAUCGCGUUUGGCCGCGUGGCUUCUACGUCAAAACCACCAACAUCUGGAACGAGAGCUCGUGGUCUGAUCCCGUGUAUUUUGAUCAAGUCGGUUUCGACUUCGAUCUCUUCUGGGAUGACGAUGGUCAGGUAUAUCUCUCUUCGACCUACCGAAGAGUUGAUCGCUCUCCCGAUUCGAAACUGAAAGACUUUGCGAUCCACGUAUCUACCAUUGAUCUUGCUUCUGGUACCUUGAAGUCCACCCCCAAGAUGAUCCGGGAAUCAGAGUCCGGUAUCGCUGAAGGCUCCCAUCUAUUCAAGCUGAACGGCUACUAUUAUCUGUUUACAGCGGAAGGAGGCACGGAGUCUGGACACUGCGAGUAUGUAAGCCGGAGUCGUGAAAGUCCUUUCGGACCUUGGGAGCAAGCACCACACAAUCCGCUUUGGCGCAACACAACGGAUGACGAGGUCCAGAACACUGGCCAUUGCGAUAUUGUUGAGGAUUCUCAAGGCCAGUGGUGGGCCAUGUGCUUAGGUGUGCGGCCGAAGAAGGAAGGUGCUGAAUGGCGAACUUCAGUUUUUGGACGCGAAUCCAUGCUACUUCCAGUUCGUUGGGAAAAUGACUGGCCCAUAUUCAACGAAGGCAAGCCAGUCACCUUGCAAAUGAGCGGACCAAACAAGUACAUGCUUGAUGAAGACAAGGCUUGGAAGGACGAUUUCAGCGGAGUGAGACUCGGCCUUGGGUGGUACAGGAAGAAUACACCCGUGAGGAAAGACUACUCAAUGACAGCUCGACAUGAUUACCUUACUUUGAAUGGUGGUCCAUACACGCUAUCGAUGCCCGCGUGUCCAACGCUAUUUCUGCGAAAGCAAAGGCAUUGGCCGGUAGUGUGGGAGACUCAACUGGAUUUCCAACCCGAUGUCACGCGCGUUGAGGCCGGAACGGUAUUAUGGUGGAAUCAUACUUGCUACGCCAGGAUCGGCAUUGCACUUGCAGAUCGCAACGGUCAAUCGCAACGAGUGAUUCGACUUACUCGACCUGAUAUGGAGCCUGUGGAGCGAGUUAUUUCAGAGAAGGGAGAAGUGAAGCUCAUCAUUGACAGCACACCCCAAAGCUAUCGAUUUGGUUACCUGGAGAUCAAUGAAGCAACGCAGCAGAAAGCUGAGUGGACAUGGGUAGGCGACAUUGAUACUCAGAUCAUGACGCGCAACCCUCAUAUCGGCCAGCCUUUCACCGGCAUGAUGAUGGGACUUUACGCUUAUGGCGAACUGCAGCCUGUAUUGACUCCGGCGCAUUUCGCUUAUGCUGAGUUCCGAUAG